Messenger RNA from Ylistrum balloti, 3709 nucleotides. RefSeq names its product alpha-2-macroglobulin receptor-associated protein-like. Gene Ontology annotation, biological process: regulation of receptor-mediated endocytosis. The transcript has 7 exons. Gene Ontology annotation, molecular function: receptor antagonist activity; heparin binding; low-density lipoprotein particle receptor binding. Lineage: Eukaryota; Metazoa; Mollusca; Bivalvia; Pectinida; Pectinidae. The record is from RefSeq and is a predicted model, not a curated record. Gene Ontology annotation, cellular component: endomembrane system; endoplasmic reticulum. Bases 1 to 1008 code for a protein of 335 amino acids.
AUGAAAGUAGGAGGCGUGUGUGCGAUCUUUCUGUUUCUGACAUUUAUCUAUACUUCUGAAGCUGGAAAAUACUCUGAGAAUGUUAACAAACCUUUUACAGAAUCUAAGAAACCUUUUAGAAUGAACAAAGUGAAUAUGAUAUGGGAAAAAGCACAAAAAAGACUCUCUAGACCACGCCUUGCUGACCUAUAUGCUGAUCUGACUAUCCAGGAUAAAGUGGAGAGGGAGCUUAAGAAACUAAAAGCUGAAGACAGAGAUAAAGAUGGGAUGAAGGAUGCAGAGGUUCGACAGAGACUCUUAGAAAUUAUGAACAGAUAUGGAUUACAAGAUGUUAUUUCUGUCCCUCCUGGACCAACCAUGUCUAAUGAGAUUCCACAAGAAUUCCAUGAUAAAAAACUCCAAAAAAUGUGGAAGAAAGCUGAAAUGAGCGGGUUUACAGAUGAAGAAUUAAAACAACUGAAAGAGGAAUUUUGGCAUCAACAGAAUAAACUGGAUGAGUUUAAUAGUCUGAAGGAAGAAGGAUUUAAGUUUGAUGAUGUGAUGGACAAUAGUCUUGACCCUUAUAAAGACAAGGAAUUUAAUAAGAUGUCAAAGAUGGAAAGGCAGAUGGAGCUGAAAAGGAGAAAUAAAGAUUUGAAUAACAAAUACCGUGAUCUUCAUGAGAAGAUGGACAAACCAGGUGAUGAAGAGCUGGAAUUCUCUGACCACAGGGUCUAUGAGUUAUGGGCCCUUGCGAAAAAAGCAAACAUGUCCCAUGCAGAACUGGCAGAAUUUAAGACGGAGUUAGGACACUUUCAGCGUCGGAUAUCCAAACACGACUAUUACCAGGAACAGCUGUCAUACACUGAAGAUCUGCUUAAAGAUGAAUUCAAGGAAGGUGAAUUGCCAGAGAAACAUGCAGAUAUUAAACAGCGAGCACAGCACAUGGAGAAAACCGUUCGUAAAUACCAUGCCCAUCUUAAAGACACAGUAGAAAAAGCCAUUAACAACAGACACACAGAGUUAUAAUCUUUAUGAUGUAGGAGUGGCCGUCUAGAUGGAGAGGAGAAUAACACACACAGAGUUAUAAUCCUUAUGAUGUAGGAGUGGCUGUCUAGUGGCCAUCUAGAUGGAGAGGAGAAUAACACACACAGAGUUAUAAUCCUUAUGAUGUAGGAGUGGCUGUCUAGUGGCCAUCUAGAUGGAGAGGAGAAUAACACACACAGAGUUAUAAUCCUAAUGAUGUAGGAGUGGCCAUCUAGUGGCCGUCUAGAUGGAGAGGAGAAUAACUGAUAUUUAAUGGGUGAGAGAGCGGACAUGUGUCUGUGGACAGAGAGUGGAAUAACACUGAGAAUGGAAGAGGUAAAUGACCAGCACAGAGAAUGGACAGGUUAUGGCUGUAGAGAGAAAGGGGAAUAACUCUAAGAAUCAUUUCCAGUUUGAGAGUGUAUGCUUACACACAUGUUCCUUACAUCAUUUGAUGUGGAAUUGGGAGCCAUCACAGCUGGCAUCCCUAUACUUUUCCCAAUCUCAGAUACUGACACAAAUCCUCCUUAUCCAGAUUGUUUUUUUUAUUCUGUUGGUUUUGUUGGAAUAUUUCAGUCUGAUAUGUGGCCAUAUUAGAUAUAAAAUAAACAUCGGACUGAAAUACACUGUAUAGUUAUCUCAUCAUAUCACCUUCUAGUCCCUCUCUGUUGCCUUAUAAGUGCUGAAAAGGGAAAUAUCAUGUCUAUUUGAAUCCUUUAGUACAUCCAUCAGGGAAUUAAGUGUUUACAUUUUUAUGUUUGGAUAAUCUCAGAUAUUUGAUGACGAUGCUUUAUGACACAUAUGUUUGUGUGUUAUAAAGAUGGUGAUCUGAGCCCUCAGAAUCUCUUACCCUGGAUGUCAGUACCUUAACUUUUCACAUUAUCAAAAAUACCAAAGAAAGAUUUACAAUGGAUUUAUCAUGGCCUUAUGAAAAUAGACCUAAAAACUUGUGUGUGUUCCUGUAUAUAUGUAAAGUACAAGUGAUAUAUGUAAAGUACCAGGUACUGAUACAUGUAAAGUACCAGGUACUGAUAUAUGUAAAGUACCAGGUACUGAUACAUGUAAAGUACCAGGUACUGAUAUAUGUAAAGUACCAGGUACUGAUAUAUGUAAAGUACCAGGUGUAAAGUACCAGGUACUGAUACAUGUGAAGUGCCAGGUACUGAUACAUGUAAAGUACCAGGUACUGAUAUGGGUACAAAUGACAGGCACUGAUAUAUGUAAAGUACCAGGUGUAAAGUACCAGGUACUGAUAUGGGUACAAAUGACAGGUGUUCUGCUUUAGUACAGGUAUGGUGUAAACAAUAUUUACUUUGACUCUAUCUCACUGGGAGUCCGACAGGACUGUCAUGAUCUGUAUUCUGUAACUUUUUUUUGAUCAUUUUAUAGUUUAUAAUAUUCAAAAUAUCACAUGUACAUGCCAAAUAAUGUUUUAUAUCACUGCUUUUAUCAUCAUGCUUCCCAACCCCCUAGGACAUAAGAUGAAUCUAUUUCUUCAUUAAAUUCCUGUGCAGGAAGAUACCACUACUGUAACCUUUAGAAGUCCUCUGUGUGUAGAUUAAAUACAGGACUCCUCUAUAGGAGACAUUUGUCAAUUCACAAGUUCAUCACUCAUCCUUUAUGGUUUAACCAAUAGUAUGUUUGUAACAUGUUGACAUAUUUUAUUUCAUUUUUGCAGUUUUAGAGAAGUUGGACAUUUAUUAGCAUAUAUAAAAGUCUUUAGGAAAGUGUCAUAUACACAUGCACACACUGUGCUAUAAAAACACAGAGGUAUUGAAGAUGAUACGUUUCUUAGUUAUUGAUAAUACAUCAUUGUUAGGUUGUGAUUUGUGACAGUGUUACCUGUGAAUGUUGUUCAGAUUGUUUAUUAUUGUACCAAGCAUUUAUAAUGACAUGUACAUCUGUAGGACAUGUCUUUAUAACGACAUGUACAUCUGUAGAACAUGUCUUUAUAAUGACAUGUACAUCUGUAGAACAUGUCUUUAUAACGACAUGUAAUGUGUAGGACAUGUCUUUAUAACCAUGUGUAUAUCUGUAGAACAUGUCUUUAUAACCAUGUGUACAUCUGUAGAACAUGUCUUUAUAACCAUGUGUAUAUCUGUAGAACAUGUCUUUAUAACCAUGUGUACAUCUGUAGAACAUGUCUUUAUAACCAUGUGUACAUCUGUAGAACAUGUCUUUAUAACAAUGUGUACAUCUGUAGAACAUGUCUUUAUAACAAUGUGUACAUCUGUAGAACAUGUCUUUAUAACAAUGUGUACAUCUGUAGAACAUGUCUUUAUGUUAAGAACAUAUCAGUCGUCUUGAAAGGACAUUAAACAGCUGUAUUUGGACCUAUUAGUGAGAAUAUGAGAUUUAUGUCUGUGACAAAACUCGGGGACAAAAUGAGAGUAUGAUUGCAUUUGUUAUUGUAAAAUAAAUUCUUGGAUUGUAAGACUUAAUUUACAACAGACCACUUUGUCAGUGUUCAGGUGCUACUGGUCAUAAAGUAUCAUGUAUAUAAAUGUAUAUUUGCUGAAAUGUGUAUAUAUUUGUAACAACAAUAGACAAAGGUUUUAUGUACAGGUAACAGUAAUCUUUAAGUGCAGUAGAAAUAAUCAUAUCAAUUCUUACUAAGGAAAGUUAUGCCACCAUUGUUGAUACUCAGAUGAUUGUAAUCUUGAUAUAUUUCUUUUCUGAGGUAGAAAUAAAAGAAAUAAUUUAU